Messenger RNA from Plenodomus lingam JN3, 501 nucleotides. Lineage: Eukaryota; Fungi; Ascomycota; Dothideomycetes; Pleosporales; Leptosphaeriaceae. The record is from RefSeq and is a predicted model, not a curated record.
AUGGAAAAACUUGGAAUGUACCAAGGGAAGAUUUCCGAUCUAUGCAAAGCUCUUGCCUCCGUACCGCAACUACCGGUACAGCAGGAACCCUGUCUCGGCUAUGUGGAGGAUGGAUCCAAGCGAAGAUACAGCAUACAUCCGUGCCAGUCACCAUGUCCACAGCAGCCAUGGACCAAAUACUCUCUACAUCCGAUACUCACGCAUCAAGCCAAUAUAGGGCACGGAUUGACCUUGGGCGACAGGCACAGGAUUGCUGUAGCUUUGGCCUCGAGCACACUGCAGCUUUACCAGACACCGUGGCUAGAUGAAGACUGGAGCGACAAGGACUUUAUUUUGCCCAUCGAGCAGGUGCUCCGAUUACGAGCGUUCCUUUUUGCGCUUGGCGUCGUGCUUAUCGAGCUCUUGUACGGGAAGACGAUUGAGGAACUGCAAUUGCCACAGGAUCUUGUGGGCUGUGAGGCCACGCCCGGGGUGGUUUGGUGCACUGUGGAGACCAAUUAA